Messenger RNA from Vigna radiata var. radiata (mung bean), 411 nucleotides. RefSeq lists its product as uncharacterized. The record is from RefSeq and is a predicted model, not a curated record. The transcript has a single exon. Lineage: Eukaryota; Viridiplantae; Streptophyta; Magnoliopsida; Fabales; Fabaceae. The coding region runs from base 1 to 411 and encodes 136 amino acids.
AUGGGUAACUUGUCUUAUUUUUUGGGUUUCGAGGUUGCUCGCAGCUCUACAGGCAUUCAUCUCUCCCAAAGGAAGUAUGCACUGGAUCUUCUUCGAGAAACUGGGAUGAUCGCAGCUGCCCCUAUCAGUACACCCAUGAAUUUCUCUACCAAAGUCUCCUAUGAAGGCCAACCACUCGAGGAUCCCACUGUUUUUCGUCGUUUGAUUGGGCGCCUAAUUUAUCUCACAAACACACGUCCUGACAUAACUUGUGUUGUUCAUUGUCUCAGCCAGUAUGUUGCUUCACCCACUCAAGCUCAUCACCAAGCUGCCUUUCGCAUACUACAUUACAUAAAAAACACUCCUGGACAGGGCAUCUUCCUCAGCGCUACCAGCUCACUCACACUCAAAGCUUACAGCGACUCUGACUAG